UUGGUAGAUUAGUAGCUGUUAAUCUCAGCUGGAUUGAAUUUCAUCUGGCUGUAAAACAUGGGCUGCCUAUAUGCUUGUUAGUAUUUAAGAAGUCCUCUAGGUCAAUGGGUUUCACAUUUUAUGGCUGGCUUGUCCUAAGCUGAAAUGGAAUAUCAGAAGCACAACCCAUUUCCUGCAGAAUGUGCAAGUGGUAUUAACUAUGUAGCAGGUUACCAGAUGUAUAUUGCUGAUGUAUAUAUAACUCUGGCCUGCUACUUCACUAAACCAACAGGAAAGCCUCCUUUUGCUAUGUUCUUUGAGGAUAUGUCUGAUAUAAAGUGGGAUCAAUCAAAGGAGUUCCUAAGAUUUCUUAGAAGACGGGAGGGUAUGGUCAGGUUUCCUUUUAUUCGGAAAGCCAAAAUGGGUUACAUAAGAACUCCAGAAGAAGGCUUAACACAUGUUCUGAAUCUGGAGGUUGUGUUAACUAGGAUCAUGGAAUCCCUGAAGACCUCAGCUUCUCAGGCUGGUGAAACAUAUCUCAUACAAUUUGUUGAGGAGUUAUUGAUUAAACAGGAAAAGUGCAAAAAAUUUCUGGAAUGCCAUAUUUCAACUCAGAAGAAAUUAGAAGAAUACAGCCGGCAGAGAAGACAGUCUGAAAAUCCUGCUGGGGCAUCUGAACCUGGUGAAGACACUUCACUUAUGGCAGUAGCAUAUAAAAUCUUCUGAUUGUAGUCUACCUCAAAGUUGGCUAUUUAAUAGUCUUGAUCACUUCUUUUUUUCCUAAAGAUUACUUCCUUUUCUAUUUUCCUUAUUGUGCAUAGAAAAAGUGUAUUCCAUUAUAGUUAUGUGGAAAUAUAUUACCGUGAGAGAAUGUUUACUUCCACCAAUAUGAGAUUGACAAAAGCCACCUGAGGGACAGUGGAUCCAUUAGACAUAAAUGAACAAUCAAAAAUUACCCUCCUUUUUUUCCAAAAUUCAGAUUACCAUCAUGAUUUGGAAAAUUCAACCACUUACAAAUGAAUACUGUAGAAACUAUGUGGUGAAACAUUAAAUCUCAAUGUUCUUCCCUCAUCUGUUUAUGUAAGCUUACAAAUUAGUAGGAUCUUCAUUAUUUAAAAAAAAAAUUUAAGAGCAGGAAAAUUCAUUGGAGAAUAGGCCUGGGAAACAGGAAAAGCUCCUAAGAGACAGGAGGGGUCCAGAGUGCAUUGCCAAGGAGCUCCCUUCUCUAAGAAUGUUUUAUAGAGCAAAAUCAUGAGGUUGGUACAAUGUGGGUUAAAACUAUAUUCAAAAAAUAAGAUUACAAGUAUAGCUGCUCGGCUAAUAUUGAUCCAACAGUAGCAAGGGCAUAUGGAUGGCAUCAUUAAUGUUGGUUGAUAAUCUAUAGUCUUGAUCUUGUCUUUAGUCUUAAUCUUAAUAGUCUUAGUUUUAGUGUUAGUAGUCUUAGUCUUAAUAGGUGAGAUAGGAUGGCCCAUCCCUAGUGAGAUAAUGGUUUACGUUUAAGGGAAAUCUCAAAAUGAUGGUGCCAAUCAUCUCAAACUUCCAUUUAGCCUGUAGGGAAGUAUGAAAAUAUGGCCAUUUUGACUUAUGUGGCCUCCAGCAACAGUUUUGAUGUAUUCUGAUCUUCUGCACUGACUUCCUUGAGGGCAUAGGUUUAUCUGACUAUGUAUAACAUUUGUACCUAACUUAGCUGUCUAUAAUAUUCCUCCUUUGAAGAGAUAUCCUUACCUGAGGUUAGGGGAGAAGGGGCAGUUUCUAUAUAGCUGCUUGCAGCUGAGGAGUGUGGGUGUAGGGGAGACUGCAGUCAGAGGCCUUCUAGUUUAUCUAAAGGGCCUUGAUAGAAGUCAUGUUGAAGUUUAGCAGUUAUGAACUCCCUACACAAAGUUGAUUUUGUGGAUCCUGGUGAAAGGAGUCUGGCGCAUUUGUCAUUGGUGCCAUCUGUGUGAUCACUUGGAGUUUGGCAGACUCUAGGUAAGAAUAAACAAAUUUUCCAUGAAAUUCAAGCAUGUAUAAUCAAAGCAUGAACACUAGCAUGGAAAGGCAGGUUGGAGAAAGAGCCAUAUCUAGACACUGCUCUGAAGGAACUGAAAUAAGGAUUGUAACCAGCUGGCUCUUAGACACUUCUGCUGAUGGAUAUUAUCUGACAUUAUCUAUAAGUCUGAUAUUUCCUGUCAUAAGUCCCUCUAGUUUUAGCUGUAAUAAGAUGAAAAGUUGGGUAGUUUUGAAGGACAAUUUUAACUGAGGAAUUUAAAGACCCUUGCUAAACUGUUAUAGUUUUCACCAUAGUUUUUUUUAGCCUUACUGAACAGUGGUCAGCCACCAGUGGUCAGCCACCAGUAUAGUUGGAAACUGCCAGAAGGGGUCAGUGAUUACAGCCCCUUUUUAUAUAUAGCUUUUAUUACUGUGAUAUUAUUUUAAUAGAUCUUUCAGUUAUGCUUUUCUGCUGGUGUUUAAGACAAAGUGGAAGUAACACUUGUUAAUCAAAUUAACCUCUGCUAUCUAUCGGGGUCAGUUAGGCCUCCUCGGUCAUUACUUUGAAACCAUGUCCAGAGCCUCUCAACUCUUCUGUCAAUCUCAGCUAUCAAGAUGGGUCAUGGCAUUGCUUGACCAUGUUGCUUUCUGUGGAAGCAUGGGAAACUUUUCUCUCUUGAUGACUCUCUUUUUUUUUUUUGGCACACUGUAUAUUCAUUGAUUCCUAUUCUCUGGGAUCCUGCAAUCUCCCUGUUCAGGAGGUUGUAAAAACCAAAGUUGUAGAAGAUCCUGUAGAAAAGUUUCCCCCCUUUCCUGGGUCCCUGUUGACCUUAGAGAGCCAAGGCAAAAAUAUUGGCUGUCCUCUUAACCCAGUUACAUUUUUAGUUUUGGUCUCCAAACUUUAGUUGUUGAACACCCAGAAGAGAA
This is a messenger RNA of Heterocephalus glaber (naked mole-rat), 2874 nucleotides long. Its product is annotated as ferritin light chain, oocyte isoform-like. Gene Ontology annotation, cellular component: cytoplasm. Lineage: Eukaryota; Metazoa; Chordata; Mammalia; Rodentia; Bathyergidae. Gene Ontology annotation, biological process: iron ion transport; intracellular iron ion homeostasis. The record is from RefSeq and is a predicted model, not a curated record. Gene Ontology annotation, molecular function: ferric iron binding; ferrous iron binding.